AUGUUUUACACCAUUUCCCCCGGGCAGGUGCUGGAUGUCGGCUCAGGGAGCGGAUACCUGGCGGCUGUCAUGGCCACCCUGGUACAGGACAGAGGUUCAAAGGCCCCUGGCCUCGUCAUCGGCGUGGAGUACAUUCCCACCCUGGUGGAGGCUGCCCUCCAGAGUGCGGAGCGGGACCCCACCUCGCGGCCUUUGCUGGAUGCAGGCAUCCUGCAGCUCAGGGUGGGGGAUGGGUGGCAGGGCUGGCCCGAGUCUGCCCCAUACGACGCAAUCCAUGUGGGGGCGGCAGCCGCCACGGUGCCACAGGCCCUGGUGCGCCAGCUGGCACCAGGUGGCAGACUGGUGUUGCCGGUGGGCCUUGAUGGGCAGGAGCAGGUGCUCACUGUGGUCGACAAGGAUUAUACAGGCCACGUCAAGACAAAGGGCCUGUUCAGUGUGCAGUAUGUGCCGCUAGUACACCGGAAUGAGGCUUGA
Auxenochlorella protothecoides is the source of this 474-nucleotide messenger RNA. Its product is annotated as Protein-L-isoaspartate O-methyltransferase. The record is from RefSeq and is a predicted model, not a curated record. Gene Ontology annotation, biological process: protein modification process. The transcript has 3 exons. Gene Ontology annotation, molecular function: protein-L-isoaspartate (D-aspartate) O-methyltransferase activity. Gene Ontology annotation, cellular component: cytoplasm. The coding region runs from base 1 to 474 and encodes 157 amino acids. NCBI's taxonomy places the organism in Eukaryota, Viridiplantae, Chlorophyta, Trebouxiophyceae, Chlorellales, Chlorellaceae.